GUUAGCACUCUCGAGAGGAGACCUAUGAGCCCACCGCCCCCUUCCAGCCCCGCGCUGGCGCCGGCGGCCACGGCCCCCUCCGCCGCCCAUGCCGGCCAACCUGCCGCCUCCUGGUUCAUGCCCCUCCCGCCCCCUCCUCCCGGGCUGCCGGCCGCUGGCUCGGCGCGCCCCGCUUCUCUGCCGCGGCCAACAGGUGGAUCGUGGGCGGAUCUGGUGUCGCCGCCGUCCCAUGGCCGCGGUGCUGGGACCGCGACGGACUCGGAGUUCGUCCCUGAGUCGCCCCUAGGUGCCGGUCUGCGGGGGUCUGGUUCGGUCGCUCCAUCAACUCGAGCUGCGGCUGGAUCGGCGCGAGCUGCGUCUGGAUCGGGCUUUCACUGUGAGGUGGGUGACGGAAAUAACUGCGCCGCGGCGGGAGCACGCUCCAGCCCAUCUCCACCAACGGCCUGCUCUUCAAUGCCGGCGACAAGCGCGGGGCGCGAGGCGGAUGUGACCGGAGCCUGGCAUCUCGUCAAAUCGCGGCGAGGCCCGUGCCGCCCGGCUUUGCCUGCCCAGGCAUUCACGUCGUCCCCCAUCCCGUGGUGGCUUAAAGGGCGCUGCUGCCGCUGCCUUGCUCCUGGACACCGCGCCUCAGCUUGCCGUGAGCCAUUUCGGUGCUCUCACUGCCUGCAAAAUGGCCACCGGGCUCGCGGUUGCAAGAAUAAGUGGCGUCCAUUAAGCUCCCUGCCGUGCCUCGCCUUCAUCCCUCCGCCGCCACUUCCCCGACCAGCUGCCGCUGUCGUUCAAGAUACCGUUCCCGUCUUCGGCCCGGGACGGGGCUGGCCUCUCCUCCAACCCCCUCCGCAGCUGCUGCUAGGCGACACCAACCCCGUCAUGUCAAGGCUGGGUGACGCGGCCAACCGGCCGGAGGAAGACUUCGUCGUGGUCCCUGCCACGCCGGAGAUGCAGGCGGAGUCGGUGCUGCUCUCCACCAACGCUGCCGUGGCCUGGUUUGAAGGGGCCCGUGAGGAUGUCCCUUGCCACACCGUGGCCGCUGCGUUCGCCGCCACCUUCGGCUUCCGGCCGGCGGACGUGAGUGUUGUGCGGCACUUCCCCGAGCAGUACCUCGUCAAGUUCAUGUACCAGCACAAUUGCGCGGACGCCGUCAACCGUGGCGACUUCCUCGUCGGCAACUCCUCUCUCUUCGUCCGCGCCUGGAGGCUCGAGGUGCACGCUGACAAUGAAGACAUGAUGCACCACGUCCGUUUGUGCAUCGAGGGGAUCCCGGUCCAUGCCUGGAAUGAGUACGUCGCUGCGUUCGUCAUCGGCCGUCGGUGCUCCCUCGACUACAUCGAGCAGCGGUCUCUGCGCCGGGAGGACACACGCGACCUAUCGCUCUGGGCGUGGACGUCCGACCCCAACGCCAUUCCUAAGGUGAAGUGGCUCACGCUGCCCGCCCGCGGCCUCCGACGCCGCGGCCGGCGCGGCCUGAGACACCGUGUGCUGCUGCACCUGGACCUGCUCGAGGACCACUCCAAGGCGCGGGACGACGACGACCCACCACCUCCUGACCUCUACGAGUACACCUGGUUCCGCCGUACAGUGGACGGCACGGUGCGGCGGGGAGACAGGCGUGCUGGUCAGCCCAGCGACGUCAAGCGCCCGGCGCGGCGCGACGACGACGACGACCGCGGCGGCCGCCGCGGGCGUGAUGGCCCGCGCGCACAGGGCGGUUGGCGCGACCGCAUCCGUCGCUCCCUGUCCAGGGGCGCCCGUGACCGUCAGCGGCAAGAUGGCCAGGAGAGGUCUCGCGAUCGCUCGAGCGGCAAGGGCGGGAGGCGCCAUGGCGCUGAAGCUGUGGCCGCCCUGGGUGACGCUGCGCCGGCCGUGCCACCCUUGGUCCUGAUGGGCUCUGGCUCCGCUAGUGACGAAGGGGCAGACGCCUUGGAGCUACAGCCGGUGCGUGGCCGCAGCCCGGCACGCCAAGGCUCACCGCGGGCUGCACGCAGACGCUCCUAGGAGAGUCUUACGCCACCGGUCUUGCCCCCGCUUUCCCCCACGUCGGUGCUGCCUCGACUUGCUUGCUCCAAGAGGGACGAGGCUCAGGCAAUGACAGCACCUCUGGCGGUCCCGUCCCCGACGGUGUUGCAGCUGUGCUCACCAACGCAUCUGCUCCCUCCUCUGUCGCCGGUGAAGCCCCCUGGG
Triticum urartu is the source of this 2181-nucleotide messenger RNA. Lineage: Eukaryota; Viridiplantae; Streptophyta; Magnoliopsida; Poales; Poaceae. The record is from RefSeq and is a predicted model, not a curated record.